AAUUGGUGCAGGAAGAAAGCUAGACUGAAGGCUGCAGCCUCUUGUUUGUACGCCUUUAGUACCUGGGCAUCUAUAGCCCAUAGGGGCUGAUGAGCUUGUGAGGUUUUUUUUUAGAGAAGUCUUGGAAUGCACUUUCUUUCUCUCCUGUAGAUUGUCUUAUUUCCUUGGCAGAGUAGCAAUAAUGUCUUUUUAUACUUUUUUAAAUUAUCCAAAGCAUGGAUUCUGUCAGGCUGGAUGGAGGUCCCUGUAGAGUAUGGCAGCCCUGCUCUUUAAACAGCCGUAAGGUUUUCAGCUGGAAGGCAUAGCUCGCGAUUCUUGCUUCUCUUCAGUCUGGGGACAAGUGUACUGCUCUAAUAGUGAAGGUUCAUGGGGUUUUUUUCUUUCAGAUACUGAUGUAAAUAUAAAUGAUUUUGAAAGAUUAGUUUUCUUCUGGGUUCUCUUGUGAUGGAGAACAGGGAUUUUUUUCUUUUUUUUUCUAAUUUUUUUUAUUUUCUCUUUCAUCAGAGUACCUCUCGUGGUACACUUCAAAGACCGGUUGUCUCUUUGGCAGUUUUGGAAUAAAUCCCUAACUGCCCUGACCCUGGCUAGGUCUUUCUAAGGCUGAGCAGUGCUGCAGACUAUUUUUAGGGUUGUAAUGUGCCUUCUCUUAAGUCUUGGGUAACGGUUAGUGAGCAAGUGAUUAGCAAAGUUCUUGGUGAGUAUUACUUUCCUUUGCCAAAUUGAGCCUGCUUUGCCUUUUGUGUAGCAAUGUGGGUUGCUUCCUUUCCUUCUACUGAUUGCUUGCAAAGGAAUAAAAAUAAAAACAGACAAGGAAACUGCAGAUCUUGAGAGGAGGACAGAAGCUGAGUGCUCCAUCUGCAUGUUAACUCGCUACCACAAUUAGACAGCGAUGUGCUUUGAGGAUUUGGUACUGCUAAUGAGUCUUCUCUCAAGCAAUAGCAGGCAGUGGUCUUUGUCCCCAAAGCCCUGCUUGGGCAGGUGGCUUCCCCUGCCUCUAAAAGUGCAGAAGAUGGUGGUAGCCCCUGCACAGAGAGCUGCCUGUAUCAGAGGGGCUGCUGUUAGUCCGUGUAUGUGGAAGAUGUUCUUACAUGAGCACAUGUGGAAGAGAAGGGAUCAGGCUUGUUUAUUCACUGAAAACCCUUGACUGGCCCAAGUAGUUGGCUGGAGCGGCUUGCGGUGUCCUCUCCAGAACCCAGCUACAUUCAAAGCAAACAGCUGAGCCAUGCUGAAACCUCGCUUAGUCUCUUGACUUUAAGCUCUGGCUGACAACUAAAUUCCAUGGUCUGGAAUUAUAUUUUUACUGCAAGUGCUAUCAGCUUUGCUGUGGAGCUCAUAACUGGAGAGUAAAAUAAGAGUCUUGAAGGAAAUAUAAGCUCGGUGAGCUUUGCUGGCAAACUGAACCACCCAGGAGCUGUCAGAUGUCUGCUUGUUCCAGACUAAAGCUGGUAACAUUCCUGAUAACAUACUUGGAGGCUUGGCAUAGACUCCACAAGUAAACAUGCAUAAGCAGCACAGGUCUGCUAAGCACGCAAGUUUUACAACUCUUGAGUGUAACAAAGGCCAUGUUACACAGUAAGAUACACCCUGUCAGGUAAUGACUUGCUUUUACUGCUAAAAGUUGAGAACGUUUAUUGUACUGAUUUUUACCCCUUCCUUAACUCUUACACCUUACCUUCCACAGGUGAGUUGGAGAUCCUAUAUUCACUGUUUGUCUUCCAUAUGCUGUAGUACGCUCCUCCUCCCGAGUCACAGGCUGACUGGUGAACUGCUGUGCCCUACUUGGUUUGCUCUUCAGUAGAAGCUGGAAGAUAAAGUAUCUUAUCUUUUUGUUGUUGUUUUAACGGAGAAAAACUUUUUAGAGCAGAAGGAUUAAUAUUGUGGGGUUACUGACCAGCAUGAAGCUAGUAGAGUGGAGCAGGUGGUUUCUGGUCCCCACUGGUAAUGUAUUUGAGUGGUGACAGUAGUUUGUCCUAUGUUCAUUGCAUGAGGGUACAAACUUUUUCUUGGAUAAAAUAUAACUAAUACAAUUUCCCUCUGAUGGCCUUGGGCCCUCAGUAACCACCCUGCUGUGGUAUGCUACCAAAGUUAGAAGCCUUUCAGGUUGGGGUUUCAUCCCAAUGACACAAAGAUUAUUUAUUUUUUCUUAAAUACACCAAAAUGCUGUUUGCAGCUGCAUCCUCACCUGAGUACGGAGCAUAUGAUUGCACUGCUGUGCUCUGUGGAUCAGGUGAUGGCUAAACAUUUCUAUUCUGAUGGUCUUAGCAGCCCUGGAUUCCCCAGGGUAAGCCAAGGAGGCUCUAGCCCUGUGCUGUGGCCAUGGGCUUCCAGCCGUACGACAUGGGAACACCUAUACAGCCCCUCUCAUUUCAGUCUGACCUUCCUUAGAAGGACAGUGUUUGCUCUGUGGCAGUGUGUGUCGCUCUAGGUACAGACUGCACUUCUUGAUAGCUUUUUUUUUUUUAACUCUGUGGAGGGCUGGGGCAGAGAUAGACAACUGAAACAACCAAAGCUGGGGAAGGGGGAACGCUUAUAACCUUGGAAUCCUAAACUCAGGUCUUAGAUUGCAUUGGGAUCUGUUCCCAGCGAGUACCGUAGGGAAGGAGCUGUUUCUCUUGAUGUGCAAAUAGGUAGCGAGUGUACGUAGUCCACUCCUGUCUCGACAUCUGUCUGUUUACCCUGCUUUGUGUUUCUAGUUCUGAGACAGAAAGCUUUUUAUCUGCUCUGGACUCUUCUUAUGUCACUGUUUCCAAAAUACAAGUGGUAGAUACAAAUCUAGCAGUUAAAAGGCUAGGCCUGGCGGAGGAGGAGGAAGUAAAAAGCAUAAAGAGGUCGGUAAAAGCUGUUUUUUUUUCUGAGGCCCUGUUCAGCAAGACAUUUGUGCGAGUGCUCCCGCUGCGAUCAGGUGCAUGCGCGUCCCGUGCCGCUUCAGGUCGUACGCAAGCAGGUUUCUUGGGCCUGUUCUCUACAGAGGGUGGGGGUCGAGGUGGUGGCAUUUCAUGAAUGCAAAUAAAGAUCUGAGAAAGCUCUUAAUACAGCGGCAGGUGGCUCCGCAGAGGAGACGUGCGCCUGACCUAUGCGUAACAGUAAAAAGGGAGAAAUGGACUGAAGAGCCACCAGCUCGCUGCUCUUCUCAGGAUCUGCACCACCCGCUCCUCAGCCCAGGAAGAAGAUCUGGAGCCAAGCCCCUGCAGAUGGGUGAGGAGGCAUCUCCUGCUUCUGUGUGUAUCCUUUCUUUUGCAAAGCCACAAUAAACACUGAUCGAGGUGGACGAGAGGAGCAGCAGCCUUUCCGUUCUCCCUAGAAGAGCGUGCGAGGAUGGUGGAGCAUGUGCUGAUGAGACUCUCCUUGUUCUCCUGUGUGACUGUUCUGUAGCGAGGCCUCAGCUGUGAACCUGUGGACGUCUCCACUCCUGAUCUGGCUCUGGAGGGCCAUGCUGUCCUGUUGGUCUGUCUCCGCUUGCUUCAGGCAAAAUAGAUUGAUGUUAGCUCAGGCCCCGAUAAUCCCCCAAGCGUGACUCCGGCCAAGCGACAACAUCCCUGUUUAAUCCCCCCGUCUCCCUGCAAAGCCGGCGCUGCCAAGGAUGCUCCCAGCACUGGCAUGGCACGCUCUGCCGGCACGGGGACCGGACCCUGGGGAAGGCUGCGAAGGCUGCGAUGCUGUUUAAGGAGCUUUUCCAAGAGGGGAUUGCAGGCUCGGGAACGGCCUCCCCUUCCCAUGAAGCAGAAGAGAUGGAUGCGCAGCACUCCCAGGGUGGGGGGGCUCAGGCAUUUUGUCCCUUUGCCUGGUCCUCCCUGCUCAGCAGUCACAGCAGCAAUGAUUAAUAAAACCUGACUCUGCUGGAAGGGCAAGAGAAAUCUGAAAUACAGAGGAUUUCUGAAGAACAUCCUAAUCCGAUGUCUCUGAGACAAAUGAAUCAGCAGCGUCUUAUUCCACCCAGCGGGAUUAAUCAGCGUUCGACCAGGCUCCAGGAAAGUGAGGUUGGCCACGAUGGGCUCAGUGGGAGCUGAGCGCUUCAAGGAGCUGAGCCCGGCAGGGACGCCGGAGGGCAACGUGGUGAUGAGCUUCAGCUUCGACAGCUACCAGCUGGAGGAGGACGAGCUCCAGCGGGGCAGCCAGGCCAAGGGCAUCCUCACCUUCAUGGAGCCGGUUUCUGAGGAUCCCGAGCCCCAGGAUCGAUAUCAUGGGAUUUACUUUGCCAUGCUUCUGGCCGGGGUGGGAUUUCUUCUGCCAUACAACAGCUUUAUCACCGAUGUGGACUACCUGCACCAUAAAUACCCAGGGACCUCCAUCGUCUUCGACAUGAGCCUCACCUACAUCCUGGUGGCCUUGGUGGCCGUCAUCCUCAACAACGCACUGGUGGAGCUGCUGAGCUUGCACACGCGGAUCUCCGUGGGCUACCUCUUCGCCCUGGGGCCCCUGCUCUUCGUCAGCAUCUGCGACGUCUGGCUGGAGCUCUUCACCCGCAGGCAAGCCUAUGCCAUCAACCUGGUUGCCGUCGGGGUGGUGGCCUUUGGCUGCACAGUGCAGCAAUCCAGCUUCUACGGCUACACGGGGCUGCUGCCCAAGCGCUACACACAGGGGGUGAUGACGGGCGAGAGCACUGCCGGGGUCAUCAUCUCACUCAGCCGCAUCUUCACCAAGCUGCUGCUGUCGGAUGAGAAGGAGAACACGGUCAUCUUCUUCUUCAUCUCCAUUGGUAUGGAGCUGACGUGCUUCAUCCUCCACCUCCUGGUGAAGCGUACUCGCUUCGUCCGCUACUACACCGCCUGCUCCUGCAAGGGUGUCCCCGAACCCCGGGGGGUUGGUGACCAUGGGACAGGCUACCGUGUCCACCAUGAUGUCACUGCUGAGGAUGUCCGAUUUGAGAACCGGCCACAGGGGCAGCCGAGCUCCCCCCGGGGCAGCCCAGGCCCCGAAGCUGAGCUGGCUGGCAGUGGCACCUACAUGCGCUUUGACGUCCCUCGGCCCAAAAUCAAGAGGAGCUGGCCCAGCUUUAGAGACAUGCUGCUCCACCGCUACGUCGUGUCCCGGCUCAUCUGGGCCUACAUGCUCUCCAUCGCUAUGACCUACUUCAUCACGCUGUGCCUCUUUCCUGGGCUGGAGUCAGAGAUCCACAACUGCACGCUGGGGGAAUGGCUCCCCAUCCUCAUCAUGGCCAUCUUCAACCUCUCCGACUUCGUCGGCAAGAUCCUGGCUGCCCUGCCCUACGACUGGAGAGGGACCCACCUCCUCAUCUACUCCUGUCUCCGUGUCGUCUUCAUCCCCCUCUUCAUCAUGUGUGUCUACCCCAAUGGGAGGCCCACCUUUGGCCACCCUGCCUGGCCCUGCAUCUUCUCUCUCCUCAUGGGCAUUACCAACGGCUACUUUGGCAGCGUCCCCAUGAUCCUGGCUGCUGGGAAAGUGAGCCCUGAGCAGCGGGAGCUGGCAGGGAACACCAUGACCGUGUCCUACAUGACAGGCUUAACGCUGGGCUCGGCCGUGGCGUAUUUUGCCUACAGCCUCACCAGUACAUCCCACAGUACCUGUUUCUACACCGAAACCUCCAACGGCUCCUUUACGUCAGGGUACUGAGCUCUGGAGCGGGGCGACGGGGACAAGAUGGGACCUGCUUCCCACCAUGGUCCCCACCGCCCCGCUUGGCCCAUGUCCCUCCUUGGGGAGGGAUCCCAGAGCCAGAAAGCUGCUCCAGGGCAGACAGAGACCGGCAUCCUGUUGGCACAGGGCUGUGGCAUCCCAAAAUGGCCCGUGCCACCCAGCAAGGGCCACUUCUUGGAGUG
This is a messenger RNA of Egretta garzetta (little egret), 5777 nucleotides long. It is a transcript of the gene SLC29A4, whose product is annotated as solute carrier family 29 member 4. Lineage: Eukaryota; Metazoa; Chordata; Aves; Pelecaniformes; Ardeidae. Gene Ontology annotation, molecular function: monoamine transmembrane transporter activity; nucleoside transmembrane transporter activity. Gene Ontology annotation, cellular component: plasma membrane. Gene Ontology annotation, biological process: nucleoside transmembrane transport. The transcript is spliced from 15 exons. The coding region runs from base 3988 to 5571 and encodes 527 amino acids. The record is from RefSeq and is a predicted model, not a curated record.